CAUCUCUCCUCACCUGCACCACGAACCAGUGCGCUCUUCCCCGCAAAUCAAUAAUUCCGCGCGUUUACAAGGCCUUACCAGAUGGAGGGCUCCAGGAACCGAAAACAGCGACGGGCAGCCGCGACAGCUGCAACGACUGCCAACAGCGACGCGUUCGAUCCGUCCACGAUCCCUCUCUCUCGCCCCCCGCCGAAGUCGUCCUCGAAUGCCAAAGAAAGGACACUGAUGGACAUAAUCUCUGAACGACAGAGUGAACUAAUCGGCAAAGCCACUGUCGCCGGGGCCGAGUCAGGCGUGAGUCCAGGGACCCGGUUCGUCACCGUGGAUCCAACGACCGGCGAGAUUUCUGGUCUCGACCCAUCGGAGCUGGCUGCAGCAAAAGGCAAAGGGAAAGGAGAAAGGGUCCAAGAAAUCACCGAAGACGCAUCGUCGGACGAUGACGCACAGUCCGAGGAGAACGAAGCCGAUCCCGAGCAUCUCAUCCCGCCCGUCAUCGAUACGCUGCUGCUGUCCGUGCCCCUGACCACACUGCAUAUGACUCUGUCCUACCUCGCCGCCCACCAGUAUGCGGAGAAGAUCGAACUCGACAUUAUCGUGCGCGAGUCUUUGUGGGUCGCUUUCCCGAUGCUGACGUUUCUCAUUCAUCUGGCCCACGGCCAUGUCAUCUCCUUCUUCGCCGGCGCCUCCAAAACCACUGAAACUAUAUCUCUAUUCCCAUGGGACAGCGAUAAGCUGUCGUUGGAAUUUUUUCGAAAGCUCCUCUUCCCUCCGGCUCUACGCACCCUGGUUUUCCUCCCGCUUGCCAUCUUCCUUGGCUGUAAGCUGAUGGUCAUAACCAACGAAGACCCGUACUACGCUGUUAUGAAGGGGGCACCUGCUAUCGGGACGAUGUGGAUAUGGAGCAUUCUGGAGAUUUCUGUGGGCGCUGCUGUUCUGGGAGCGCUGGUGCCACUUACAUGGGGCGUGUGGUGGAUGGGCUACGGGAUACUGUGAUAUGUUGAGGAAAUCAUUGAUCAACAUCCGGGAGGCCCGACUCGCAGGUCCGUCUAGGUGAUGCCGCUGGCUUCGUCGCAUGAAAGGCGCUGGAUCUUGGUACGAAAUGCUUUGGUCUGUGAAUUAGCUACAUCAAUGUCUUGGUUGUCGUGGCUUGCUCGAUUAGCCAGACCGAGGGACUUGGACAUACCUAG
Aspergillus heteromorphus CBS 117.55 is the source of this 1187-nucleotide messenger RNA. RefSeq lists its product as uncharacterized. The transcript has a single exon. NCBI's taxonomy places the organism in Eukaryota, Fungi, Ascomycota, Eurotiomycetes, Eurotiales, Aspergillaceae. Bases 82 to 993 code for a protein of 303 amino acids. The record is from RefSeq and is a predicted model, not a curated record.